ACUUACAGCCGUUUCUGUUUCAGCGUUUCCGUUCCUCCCUUUAUCCUAGACGCAAAUUUAAAGUUGCUGGCUUUUUUUUUAAAUUACCUUUUUUUUUUGUUAAUGUUUACAUGACAUUUGAAUAAAAGAUUCAGGUGGUGUUGCGCUUCCCAAGUGGUGGUCGCUUUUUGGACACCUGGUUCGACCCCCGAGCAGUGCAGACGCCCCCUCGUUGCAUUUAUUGACACAUUUGGCAGGGCAUUUGAAGUUCCAUUGAUUCUAUAGCAUGACUCUCCUCGAAUAUUCCAAAGCUACCAGGUUUUCAGUGUUCAGUCGUUCAGUCGUUUGCCGUCUGUUCCGCCGCUGAAAGGCUUUGGGCAUGAGGAGAUGCAUCCAGCAUGUAGAGGAAGGCGAAGCUACCUCCAGUGUGUCGAAAAAGAUGGCACCAGUUACAGUCACUAUUUGGAAACAAGGCACCACUGUCCUGUGAAGAACACAGAUCAGCCCAAGAGGAGGUGUGUGUAUCCGGAUGAAACCCGCGACCCUCGUGAGGAUAAGCGGCAAAGAAAAUGAAUAGAUGGAUAAUUACAAAAGCCCUCCUCCUCCUCCUCCUUCUGGGCCAAACGCCCGCCCUCCACACGUCAAAGCCACAACAAGAGGGGCCAACCAAUGAGCUGCUGCGGGCUUCGGAGUGAAGAGGGGCCGGGGAACUCGCACACAACAUGCCCAAAGGCGAGGGAGCCCUGGACCACUUUGCCACCUAUAAGUCUUGUUGUUUUGCCUUCCACCUUUGCACAAGUUUGUUUGCGCGCAGACGGGAUCGGACGCGAUCCACUUGGAGGACUUUUUGGUGCGGGACUUGAGUUUCUUUUGCUUUCUUUCUGUUUUUUUGUUCGCCGAGAUCCGGGCGGAGGUGGCGGAGAGGAAAGUGGGGGUUGCAAUGGAGCGCUGAGACGGGAUUAUUUGCCCGUGAAAAAAAAAAAACAACAACAAAGUCCUGCAAACAACUUUGGGCGUCUCGUGUUGGGGAUAAAUGGGCACGCCGAGUGUCGACGGAGCCCGGAUCCCUUGGCAGCCUGUUGAACGGGCUGAGGUUUUCGGAUUAACCUUCUUGGAAGUUGGCGUUCAAGUUUGCCUCAUGACUCUGCUGUGAGUUUUAGCGUCCACCAGCAAGUCCACCAGCUCCACCACCACCACCACCACCGCCGCCGCCGCCGCCGCCGCCACCACCAUGGCACGCUCAGGCGCGCUGGCACGGACCCUCUGUGGCUCCCUGGGCCCACUAACGUGCGUGCUUUUGACCGUGGCGUGCUUGUCCGCCGCCUCUCCGCCCCACGGCCGCAGACUCAUCUGCUGGCAGGCCAUCCUCAACUGCCAAACGGAGCCCGAGUGCAAUUACGCGUACGAUCACUACAUGCGCGCUUGCGGGCCGGUGCUGAGCGGGGUCAGGAAGAAGUGCCCCAGUCACUGCAUCUCAUCCCUGGUGCAACUCAACUUGACCCGCAACGGACCCGCGCUGGAGGAUUGCAGCUGCGGCCACGACCCGGUGUGCUCGCGCACCAAGCGGGCCAUCGAGCCCUGCUUGCCCCGGACUACCAGCACGGGUUGCACGGAGGCCCGGCGCCAGUGCGAGCGCGACCAGCAGUGCAGCUCCACCAUGCGCGACUAUUUGCACCACUGCGGCAAACUUUUCAGCGGCGCCGUGUGCACCAACGCGUGCCGCAACGUGAUCGCCAACAUGCGCAAAAUCCCCAAGGGCCAGCAGCUGGACACUUGCGUGUGCGACGGGACCGAGAGGGCCAUCUGCGAGUUCGUCAAGAGCAGCAUGAAGAGCUUGUGCUUCGACGCGCCGGAGAGGGCGGAGAGCAGCGGCUGGCACGACGGCGACGACCCGGAGGACGACGAGGACUACCCCGACUCGGUCUACAGGGAAGAGCCGGAGAGUGGAGCCUCUCUGCCGCAGGGCCGCCGGGUUUUGAUCCUGCUGCUGGCCUCCUUUUUGGCUCUUUUGCCCCUCUAUUGAUCACCACCCUUCUGUCGAUAGUUGGAGGACUGCAUGGACGUUUGAAUAAAGACCUUAGCGGAUUAUAUUUCCUAUGCAAUUUUUUUCUUCUACUUUUGUAGUUCACACUCACCAGAUGCUCGACUCAUACGUGAUAAAAACUAAAUGAGGUUGUUCUACUUUUCACACGGAGCCUGUGGCGGUGUUUAAAUCCACAUAAUGCUGUGCACUGCCAUUUUUUUUUCUAAAAUUGUUUUGAAAAAGAUGUUAAAAAAGUUAUUUUUAUAUGACUGACUGUUGCCUUUAUGGGGGCAUAUGAUUUACAAGUAUUUAAUGCUGGAAUAUAAAAUACAACGACUUGUAAAUAGCAGAAGGGUUAAAGAGGAUAUAAUUUAUUACACGCCAACUAGUCACAUCCAAAUGUUCUUGUGAAUAAAAGACUGCGAAUUCCAGCUUUAAAGGGAAGUUAUCACCUGUAUUGUCUUGUACAUUGUAUAUAUGUGUAUAGCCAAUAUAGUUUUUUUUUUCUUCGCUUCCAGAGAAUCGUCUAUGGUGCAGGCUAUGUGCUGAUUUAUUGACUGUGUGUAGCCUAAAGAACGAAAUGUCUAAGUCCACUGUAUGGUUGCCUUAAUGAUACACUUUUAUAGAAGGCAUAAAGGAAAACUUGAAUACUUCA
This is a messenger RNA of Syngnathoides biaculeatus (alligator pipefish), 2657 nucleotides long. RefSeq names its product growth arrest-specific 1a (gene gas1a). Gene Ontology annotation, biological process: regulation of cell cycle. NCBI's taxonomy places the organism in Eukaryota, Metazoa, Chordata, Actinopteri, Syngnathiformes, Syngnathidae. The record is from RefSeq and is a predicted model, not a curated record. The transcript has 4 exons. The coding region runs from base 1211 to 2002 and encodes 263 amino acids.